Striga asiatica is the source of this 1362-nucleotide messenger RNA. Lineage: Eukaryota; Viridiplantae; Streptophyta; Magnoliopsida; Lamiales; Orobanchaceae. The record is from the annotation of a GenBank genome assembly.
AUGUCCGGCGAAAACCUCACCGUCCACAGCCGCAUCGCCGUCGCGCCUUCCACCGGCGACGCCGCGCCUUCCACCGGCGACGCCACGGAGCACCGCCUCCCCCUCACCUUCUUCGACAUACUGUGGCUAUACUUCCACCCAAUCCAGCGCCUUCUUCUCUACCCUUACCCAUGCUCCACCGACACAUUCCUGCAAAAAAUCUCCCCAAAUCUAAAAAAUUCACUCUCUAAAACUCUCGAUCGCUACCUCCCCCUCGCCGGAAACCUAAUCGUUCCCCGAAAUUCCAACCUGCCGGAGCUCCUCUACUCUCCGGGAGACUCUGUCCAGGUAACCUUUGCCGAAUCGAACGGGGAUCUCGAUUUCAGUUCCCUGACCGGAAAUCAUCCUCGGAACUCUGAUCAAUUUCACUCCCUGGUGCCGGAUUUACCCGACCCCAAACACGAACUAGGGUUCGACUUCGACAAAAUCCCUGUCUUAGCUGUUCAAAUUACUCUGUUCCCACAAACAGGGAUUUCUAUCGGCAUCACAAACCAUCACGCGUCAGGCGACGCAAGCUCAAUCGUCCGGUUUAUCAAAACCUGGAGCUCGUACGCCAAUCUCGCCGCCGGCCACGAAAUCGAAAAUGAAAAUCUGUUACCUCGUCCGAUUUACGACAGGUCCCUGAUUAAGGACCCGUUGGGCCUAACCGAAAUAUUCUGGGCCCAAAUGCGGGCCGAUAAAAUCGGGCUCUCGGCCUCGAAAGCCCUGCCAAAUAAACUCCACGCUCAAAAAUUUGCUGCGGCCCAAAACCCGGCCCAAGCCCACAUCUCGUCAUUCACCGUGAUCACGGCCUACGUGUGGGCCUGCCUGGCAAAGUCCAUUGGGCCCAUCGAAAACGACGUGCCCGAGUACUUUGUGUUUGCCGUCGAUGCCCGUGGCCGAGUGGACCCGCCUUUGCCGGAGGGGUCGGAAAAUGGGUUUUUCGAGGCGGCGAAAGUGAUUGGGGAGGCUAUAGCGAAUAAGGUGAACAAUAAGGAGGAGUUGUUUAGAGGUGCGGACGAGUGGCUACCGAGUUACGGGCUGUUGCUCGGGAAAAGACUCUUUGGAGUGGUGGGCUCGCCUAGGUUUGAUUUGUACGAUGGGGCGGAUUUUGGGCUCGGAAAGCCCGAGAAGUACGAGGCGGUGUCGAUUGAUUGGGGUGGGUCGAUGUCGCUUUGUAAAUGGAGGGAGUUUGAGGGAGGUUUGGAGAUUGGUUUGUCUUUGAGAAAGGAGGAAAUGGAUUCUUUUGGGCCUAUUUUCUAUGAUGGAUUUGUUAUUGAUGGUGAAGUUGCAUUUUCAGUUAGGUUUGCAGUUGAUCAGUCCAACGUUAACAUUAUCGAGCAA